GACUCACACACUGAUGCUCAAUGAUGGCGGAUAGUGCGAGUGAGAGCGACACUGACGGAGCCACCCCUCAUUGCUCCUCAUCUUCAUCCUCCUCCAUCCUCAUCUCUUCAUUCCGUCUUGAGGAGCUGUCCAACCGCCUGGCGUCUUUGCAGCAGGAAAACAAAGUGUUGAAGAUCGAGCUCGAGACGUUUAAACUGAAGUGUAAAGCUCUGCAGGAGGAGAACAGAGACUUGCGCAAAGCCAGCGUUACCAUACAAGCGAGAGCAGAACAAGAAGAAGAGUUCAUCAGUAAUACCCUGUUUAAGAAGAUUCAAGCCUUGCAGAAAGAGAAAGAAACACUAGCAGUCAACUAUGAGAAGGAAGAGGAGUUCCUCACCAAUGAGCUCUCUCGGAAACUUAUGCAACUCCAACAUGAAAAAGCUGAACUGGAGCAGCACUUAGAACAGGAGCAGGAGUUUCAAGUCAACAAACUGAUGAAGAAGAUCAAGAAGCUGGAGAACGACACCAUCUCCAAGCAGCUCACCUUAGAACAGCUCAGACGUGAAAAGAUCGACUUGGAAAACACUUUAGAACAAGAACAAGAAGCACUUGUGAAUCGGUUAUGGAAGCGUAUGGACAAACUGGAAGCAGAAAAAAGGAUUCUUCAGGAGAAGCUGGACCAGCCUGUUUCUGCUCCUCCGUCCCCGAGAGACACCAUCUCCAUGGAGAUCGACUCACCUGAGAAUAUGAUGCGACACAUCCGAUUCCUCAAGAGUGAGGUGGAGCGGCUGAAGAAAAACCUCCGCACUUCAGAACUGCAGCAUACAGAGAAGCGGGCUCAGUAUAUUGAAGAAGAGCGCCACAUGCGGGAGGAGAACAUCCGCCUGCAGAGGAAGCUCCAGAGGGAGGUGGAGCGCAGAGAGGCUCUGUGCCGACAGCUCUCUGAGAGCGAGUCCAGCCUGGAGAUGGAUGAUGAGAGGUACUUCAAUGAGAUGUCUGCUCAAGGCCUGCGCCCUCGAACCGUAUCCAGCCCCAUUCCCUACAGCCCAUCCCCAUCCUCCAGCAGACCCAUCUCACCAGGACUGUCGUAUGUAAGUCACACAGUGGGCUUUACUCCACCAACUACGCUUACCAGAGCAGGCAUGUCCUACUACAACUCACCCGGCCUGCAUGCACAUGUAGGAGCCUCGCACGGCAUUGCAAGACCUUCUCCAAGGCGAAGCAACAGUCCAGACAAAUUCAAGCGGCCUACGCCGCCACCUUCCCCCAACACACAAGCUGGUGUCCAGCCGCCGCCACCUCCUCCACCCAUCGCACAUCCAGUGUUCUCCCACAAUGCUCCACAGCAGCCUUAAACCAUUGCAGCAUCAGAAAAAGACUCGAAACAGAGCUGCUACACUGUAAUCUUCACCAUCUCACACAUAAGCCAUUCAUCUGUGCUCUUCAUAUUUUGUGCUUGAGAUGCUCUUAAGGCAUUCAGAGGGAAUCUAUAGCACACUUUUAGCUGGUACUUCGUACUCUAAGUGUGUGUCAAAUGAUAUACACCCAAGCAAUCUCUUAGAAAUUGCUGUGAAAUACUAAAAAUAUUACCAAGAAUAUAAUGUGCAUCAAAUAUUUUUUUAUAGUUGGAUAUUUUCUCAUGUUCAAUCACUUUAAAAGUGUCAGUCACUAAACAUCAUAGAAAGCCACAAGUUAAAAUCACAGUCAAAGCAUUUAUAGAUUAAACUUUAAUGUUACUUUUUGAUAUGUUUCGGUGAUAUUAUUAAUAUCUUGUCUCAGAACAAGAAUAAAAACUAAAUUCAGCUUAUACAGCAAAUGUGUUUUAUAGUUGCCUCAUAAACAUAGCUGUAAAAUAUGCCAAUCAUGCUAAAUCUCACAAAGAAAUGUCUAGGGCAGUGUUUCUCAACCACGCUCCUGCAGGACUACCAGCACUGCAUGUUUUGGAUGUCUCCUUUGUACAUUUACAUGGCUUUCAGUCUCUGCUAAUGAUCUGAUGAUCUAAAUCAGGUGUGUUUGGUUAAAGAGCCAUGGAAAUGUGCAGAGCUGGUUGUCCUCCAGGAACAUGGUUGAGAAACACUGGUCUAGGGCAUAGGUCUCAAUCUCGAUUUUUGGAGGGCUGCAGCUCUGUUUUGCUCCAACCCUAAUCAAACACAGCUGAUCCAAAUAAUCAAGGUGUUCUCGAAUACCAUAAUUAGUUGAAUCAGCGGUGUUUGAUUAGGGUCAAAGCUAAACCGUGCAGAGCUGCGGCCCUCGAGGAAUAGAGUUUGAGACCUAUGAUCUAGGGCAUAUUUCACUCUCAAAAGUCUUAGUAAUUGUAAAUGAAAAAAGUUGAGAAACAAUUUCCGAAACUUUCCAGAUUUACUCUUUUAGUAAAACGUUACAUUUCAGUAGUUUGAAACAAUAUAUCGGGAAACAAGUAUGUAAAAAACAGAAAAUGCAGUAGCAGUACAGUAUAUUACUGUAACAUACAACACCAACCCAAACAAUAUAUCACUUUAAACUAUUAAAGAUGUUCAAAAAAGUCACUUUUUCAAACCUUUCAAUGCUAAAAGUCGUCGGAAGAAUGAAUAAGAUCCCAUAAUGCAAUUCAAAAGCAUGAAUAAAUGUAGAAAAAUAAAAAUUAUGAAUCACAAAAUACAGAAAACUGCUCAUUUACAGAUGUUUUCAGUGUAUUCAGAUUGAUUUUGAAUUGAAAUAUGACCUGCACAUUAAGUGACUUGUUUAAAUGACUGUCUUUUUGCAGCUGCUAUAGUAAUGCCACACUUUAAUUUUCCCAAUGUGUUCUAGAAGCUUUAUAUAUGUUCUCCAAGACAUUGAAGGUGUAGAUCAGGGGUCACCAAUCUCGGUCCUGGAGGGCCGGUGUCCCUUGUAUGGUUUUGCUCCAACUUGCCUCAACACACCUGCCUGGAUAAUUCAAGUAUACCUAGCAAGACCUUGAUUAGCUUGUUCAGGUGUGUUUGAUUAGGGUUGGAGCUAAAAUGUGCAGGACACCGGCCCUUCAGGAACAAGUUUGAUGACCACUGGUGUACAUCAAAGGUGUCAAAUCCAGUUCCUGGAGGGCCGCAGCUCUGCACAGUUUAGUUCCAACCCUAAUCAAACCCACUCACUUGUAGGUUUCAAACAAGUCUGAAGGACUUAAUUAGUUUGAUCAGGUGUGUUUAAUUAGGGCUACAGCCAAACUCUGCAGAGCUGUGGCACUCCAGGAACUGGAUUUGACGCCUGUAGUGUAGAUUAAGGAAGACUAGAGCAGGGGGGACCAACCCUGUUCCUGGAGAUCCACCUCCCUCAGAUUUCAGCUCCAACCCAUAUCAAACACACCUGCCUGUAAUUAUCAGCCACUGUUCAGGUCCUAAUUAAUUGGUUCAGCUGUGUUUGGGCUGAAAUCUGCAGGAAGGUAGAUCUCCAGGAACAGGGUUUGAGUGUGUUUCUGUAGAGCGUUUGCCUUCUCAUAAACUCACCUCUGCACAAACAGUGUCUGAUACCACUGUGAUUAUAUAUGUAUAGUUUUAUUUUACCUUCAGAAAUUCUGCAUUUGAACAAUUGUGCUUGGAAGCAAGUCCAAGCUUGGGUAAAUAACUUGUUGUAUGCUUUGCAAAAACCAUAUGGAAGUCACUUUUUAAGUGUUACCUCCAUUAGUUUAUGCUUGUAAUCAGUUUUUGUAGGAGUUACCAAAUAAAUCCCAGAGUUGGUGCAGCUGAAAGCAAGUAGACGGAAGAAAGCGCUUUUUAAAUACUGUGAAUAAGUAAUUUCAUGCAGAUGUACUGCAGAUCAAAGCAAACCAAUGAUUCUUUUCCUGGUACUAACCAGCUUGUUUGUAGUUAAGUGAGCUGUUUAAGAUUGGUUGCCAUGGCCAUGUGGACACUGCAAGUGUACAUAGAUGCAAAACAACAGUGUUUGCUGCAGCUUGACAUCUGUGCUCUUCUUAUUAGCACAUGGUGUGUCUUUAAAUCAGUUUGAUUUUGUCUUUAGAGCUUCGUUCAUUUAAUCGAGGAUGCGUAUAUUUAAGUUGACGUUUCACUUGUUUACCGUAUUACUGUAAAUAGUCAUGUCUUUGUUUUUUAAUUCUGUGUUUCUGCAUUUGUUUUCGUUCCUUUUAGUCAUUUUGUUGGCCUGACUAGAUCUUUUUGUUUUUUUUUUCGGUUGACGAAUGAAUGUAACGUUUGCUAAUUUUACUGCUAUCAUUAACCGAUAGGACACCUUUGAGCCUUAACUCACUGUAGUGUUGCUAAAUGUAAGCGUCGUCUAGCUUAUCCCCACAUCCGACUAUUAAAGCCUUAAAAUGUGGUUCGGCUAUUCCGUGGUUUGUUUGUUUGUCGAGCAGAUGAUAAUUUCUGGUCCAUUUGAAACAGGUACAGGCUGUGCGUUUCGUGAUUUUUGUAUAGUAGAAACAUUAUGUCAUGGUUAUUUUUGGUUAUUAAAACAUUGAUGAUGAUCAGAA
Messenger RNA from Danio rerio (zebrafish), 4417 nucleotides. It is a transcript of the gene ccdc6b, whose product is annotated as coiled-coil domain containing 6b. The record is from RefSeq and is marked validated. Lineage: Eukaryota; Metazoa; Chordata; Actinopteri; Cypriniformes; Danionidae.